UCCCAAGCCUUCAUUUGAUACAGCUCCAAUCUUUACUCCUCCUGUUACUCAUCCUGCACCAAGACAACCUCAACCUGGUUAUGGAAUGCCAAUCAAUUCCUCAACAAGACUUGACGAGGCAAUGGCAGCAGAGGUGGGGAACUUAAGCUUGUCAAGCAUAAAUUCUAUGAGGGAUAUUGCUGAUCUGUUGGCUGAUAUGCUACAAGCUGUGACCCCAGGCGAUCGUUUGGCUGUAAAAGACGAAGUUAUAGUUGAUCUUGUUGACCGGUGUCGCUCUAACCAGAAGAAGUUGAUGCAAAUGUUAACAACGACGGGGGAUGAAGAACUUCUGGCCCAGGGUCUUGAGUUGAAUGAUAACCUCCAAACUGUACUGGCUAAACAUGAUGCAAUAGCUUCUGGUUCUCCACUCCCAACUUAAUUCCCUAACGAUAACAUCUCAGCAAGAGAAAUGAAUGAUCCAAGCCUCAAACCUGCUGAAGUUAAAUCACCUAGUCCAACAGCAGAUGCCAAACCUUCUGCACCAGUUCUUCCAGCAACCGCAGGUCAAAUUGAUGAAGAGGAAGAUGAGGAAGAUGACUUUGCCCAAUUAGCUCGAAGACAUUCAAAGACAAGUCCAGCAGCCCUAACACGUGAAGGAAUGGUCCCUGCCAAUACUAGCAAUUUUACUGCAGAACCAAUGGAUCCUGUCACAAACAAUGCAUUAAUUCUUCAUGAUCCACCUGCAACUUCUACACCCACGAAAGAACUAGACAUAAUUGACCUCUUGAGCCUCACCUUGUCACCAAGUGUAUAUCCCGAAACACCACAAAAUUCUGCUUCAGCCACUCAAAACACACAUCAGGAACCGCUUGCCUCAACCACUCAAGGGAAUCCAUAUGCAUCUCAAACUUAUCUCGGGUAUCAAGAUCAGAGCUUUAACAGUUAUGUAGCUCCUUGGGCUCAUCCCCAACCCCAGCAGUUUCAUCCUCAAUAUCAACACCAAGGCCAACCUCAAUUUCAACACCCAACCCAAGUCCAGUUUCAGCCCCAACCUCAAUCACAAAUUCAUCAUCAAUCCCGGCCCCAACCAUCCAAUCAGCCUCAACCACAGCAACCCCAAGAAUCUCCGUUACAAUCUCAGCAUACAUCACAACAGCUUCCACAGUCUCCUUUGCAAUCUGAACUGAACGAACAACCUAGAACUCAGCUAGAACUUCAUCCUCAGUCUCAACAGUUGCCACCACAUGCUCAGACUCAAUUCCUGCAGUACUCUGCUUAUCCACCUCCUCCGUGGGCAGCAACUCCCGGAUAUCUUAGCAAUCCAAGCCCUUCAGCUAGACCAACCUUCAUGUACUCAACUCCACAAGCAACCACAAAUGCAUCUGUGCCUUUGCAAGGCCCUAGAUCCAUACAGAAUUUUAACUCGUUUCCUACUAUGGGAAGCAAUGGUGUAGCUAUUAAUGGUGACACUCGAGUUCCUCUCCACCCCAAGACGACAACUCCUGCUUCUGGACAAAAAACCUUCAUUCCAUCUUAUAGGUUGUUUGAAGAUCUUAAUGUUUUUGGCAACGGGGAUCAAAGACACAACUCAUCUUCUGGUUUAUCAGGAACUAACAGCCCAAGUAUGGUUGGCGGACGAAAAUGAGCAAGUAUUUGUGGCACCUCUUCUAUACCAUGCUGUCAAUAUGAUGUACAUGAUUGGACCUUCCCCCUCCCUCUCGACCCUCACUUUAUUUGUUUUUUUGGAGUUCGCUGGCAGAAUAGUGUAAUAAGAUUGAUUUAGUUAUGGCCGUUGGCUUAUUACAUCACCCGUGUUUAUGUCAUGCCACAUUUAAAUAAUCUCUUAAAGAGUGAUGAGGUUUGAAAUC
Messenger RNA from Capsicum annuum, 1847 nucleotides. Its product is annotated as TOM1-like protein 6. Gene Ontology annotation, biological process: protein transport to vacuole involved in ubiquitin-dependent protein catabolic process via the multivesicular body sorting pathway. The record is from RefSeq and is a predicted model, not a curated record. NCBI's taxonomy places the organism in Eukaryota, Viridiplantae, Streptophyta, Magnoliopsida, Solanales, Solanaceae. Gene Ontology annotation, molecular function: ubiquitin binding; phosphatidylinositol binding.